Rhea pennata is the source of this 3874-nucleotide messenger RNA. It is a transcript of the gene MTMR2, whose product is annotated as myotubularin related protein 2. The transcript is spliced from 15 exons. Gene Ontology annotation, cellular component: cytoplasm; membrane. Gene Ontology annotation, molecular function: phosphatidylinositol-3-phosphate phosphatase activity; phosphatidylinositol-3,5-bisphosphate 3-phosphatase activity. NCBI's taxonomy places the organism in Eukaryota, Metazoa, Chordata, Aves, Rheiformes, Rheidae. The record is from RefSeq and is a predicted model, not a curated record. Bases 211 to 1926 code for a protein of 571 amino acids. Gene Ontology annotation, biological process: phosphatidylinositol dephosphorylation.
AGCUGCAGCUGCGAGAGCCUGGGCGCCGGGCGGGCGGCGGCGGCGCGGCCGCCCAGCGGCGACUCCCUCUCCAGUGCUUCCACUUCUCACUCAGACCAUUCUGCCCAUACCAAGUCUGCUUCUGCAGUAUCAUCCGACUCGGUCUCCACCUCGACAGACAAUUUUUCUCCAGAUUUAAGAGUCUUGAGGGAGUCUAAUAAAUUGGCCGAAAUGGAAGAGCCACCUUUGCUACCAGGAGAAACUAUUAAAGACAUGGCUAAGGAUGUUACUUACAUCUGCCCGUUCACUGGUGCAAUCAGAGGAACUCUUACUGUAACCAAUUAUAGACUGUAUUUUAAAAGCAUGGAACGGGACCCUCCUUUUGUCCUAGAUGCAUCUUUAGGUGUAAUCAACAGAGUGGAGAAAAUUGGAGGUGCUUCCAGUCGUGGGGAGAAUUCCUAUGGGUUGGAGAUUGUAUGCAAGGAUAUUCGAAACUUGCGGUUUGCUCAUAAGCCUGAGGGGAGGACCAGACGAUCUAUAUUUGAGAACUUAAUGAAAUAUGCUUUCCCAGUUUCAAAUAAUCUGCCACUUUUUGCAUUUGAGUACAAAGAGGUUUUUCCAGAAAAUGGAUGGAAGGUCUACGACCCUAUUUGGGAGUAUAAAAGACAGGGAAUUCCCAAUGAAAGCUGGAGACUGACCAGGAUUAAUGAGCGCUACGAGCUGUGUGAUACAUACCCUGCUAUUCUUGUUGUGCCUGUAAACAUUCCUGAUGAAGAAUUAAAGAGAGUAGCAUCUUUCAGAUCAAGAGGACGCAUACCAGUAUUGUCAUGGAUUCAUCCAGAAAGUCAAGCAACGAUCACUCGCUGUAGCCAACCAAUGGUGGGAGUGAGUGGCAAGCGAAGCAAGGAAGAUGAAAAGUACCUUCAAGUCAUCAUGGAUUCUAACGCUCAAUCCCAUAAAAUCUUCAUAUUUGAUGCAAGGCCCAGUGUGAAUGCUGUAGCCAAUAAGGCUAAAGGAGGGGGCUAUGAGAGUGAGGAUGCCUAUCAGAAUGCAGAAUUAGUGUUCCUGGACAUUCACAAUAUUCAUGUUAUGAGAGAAUCACUGAGAAAACUGAAGGAGAUUGUAUAUCCCAAUAUUGAAGAGACUCACUGGCUGUCUAAUUUAGAGUCAACUCACUGGCUGGAGCAUAUCAAGCUCAUUCUUGCUGGAGCUCUUCGAAUUGCUGACAAAGUGGAGUCGGGGAAGACGUCUGUGGUAGUACACUGCAGUGAUGGCUGGGACCGGACAGCCCAGCUUACCUCUCUUUCUCUGCUCAUGUUAGAUGGCUACUACCGAACUAUCAGGGGCUUCGAAGUACUGGUGGAGAAGGAGUGGCUGAGCUUUGGCCAUAGAUUUCAGCUGAGAGUGGGCCACGGAGAUAAGAAUCAUGCAGAUGCAGAUCGUUCUCCUGUCUUCCUGCAGUUCAUCGACUGUGUCUGGCAAAUGACAAGACAGUUUCCUACAGCAUUUGAGUUCAAUGAGUACUUCCUGAUAACCAUCCUGGAUCACCUGUACAGCUGUUUGUUUGGGACGUUCUUGUGUAGCAGUGAGCAGCAGAGAGUGAAGGAGAGCCUUCCAAAAAAGACUGUGUCACUUUGGUCUUACGUCAACAGCCAACUUGAAGACUUCACUAACCCCUUGUAUGUGAGCUACUCCAACCAUGUCCUGUAUCCUGUGGCCAGCAUGCGCCACCUCGAGCUGUGGGUCGGCUACUACAUCCGAUGGAAUCCCAGGAUGAAACCGCAGGAACCUGUCCACAAUCGCUACAAGGAGCUUCUUGCCAAGCGGGCCGAGCUUCAAAAGAAAGUGGAGGAAUUGCAGAGAGAAAUCACCAACCGCUCCACCUCAUCCUCGGAGAGAGCUGGCUCUCCCGCACAGUGUGUCACUCCUGUACAGACAGUUGUAUAAUACAGACUAGUUUGCUGAGUACUUUCCUGGGACCAUCAAGGCAGCUGUUCUGAAACUCUGAAUUUCCAUCGUGGUGUCGUGGAGAUGCCAACCUAUUUAUUUAUUUCUCUCCAGGAUAAUUUAUUAGUACUGUAGCAAUAGAAGAAGCUUAAGCAAGGAAGAAAAGAAAAAACAGGGGGAAAAAAAGGCCCUCAAUGCAAGUAAUCAUCUCAGUGGCUAGAUUAUAAUGCAAGCUAAUUGCACUUGCCACCUAAAAGAAACCUAGAGCUCUUUGUUCGCUUCUGUGUUGGAAAUCACUUUGCUUUAAAGAGGGACUGUGCACUAGAAUGAAGUAUGGGAAAAAUGUCUACUCAGGAUUUUGAAAAAUCUCCUCUUUGCUAAAAGGAAAUACACAGGCUGAAGGAGGAAGAUGCUAAUUUCAUAUUGCAUCCUAGAAUAUGACUGUGCUACUUCAUAUGACCCUGUGUGUUAACAAGGUAUGCACAGCAGUGGCAAAGAAAGUGUUUUGCCAACAUAUUGAAAGACAAGUAGUUAGUUACAGAAUCUGAAAUGUAUCAUCACUGUUCUUGCAUUUCCCUUCACUUCUUACACAUCAUAGGAAACCGUGUAAAUGAUGCCUUCUUUAAAGAAAGGGCAUCUUCUACCAGUAAAACACAGUGGUAGAGGAGCAACCUGCAUCAGUUAAUGUUGUAGGACAAACUUUACUUCCAUCUCCAUAACUUUAAAUUCUUAUUUAUAGUUUACAUCAGGUGUGCUAGGACAGUAACUUACUUAAGCACUUUUUGGGUGGGGUGAGCAAAAUGGGCCCCUCCUCCCACCCACCCCAGGCUUUCUGCAGUUCUUCUGGUUUCCUGUGCCUCAUGUACAGGAGAGGGGAAAGUGGAGCGGUAUGAAGGGGCACAUGUAAAAAGCUGUUUUGCUUGGUAAGCAUAAGUAGUGAUUUAAUGCUUCUGUGCAGGACCAUAGUGGCAUGCUUAAGGUAUUUUGUUUUUCUGGUUAACUAACAAUGGAAGUCUGUCAACCAAAGAAGCCUUUCUGCCUGCGUUACAAAACAACAUUAUUCCAGUAGACGAAAUAGCUCAACCAUUUUUUUAAGCCCUAGGUUAAAGUCUUUUUACUCAGAGUAUAGUGUACUUCAAGAAUUAGUGCUAUGCACAUAAUUAAACUUAUGCGCAAAUUCAAUACAGAAUUUUAUUAUAGAAGUGGAGAUGAGGGGAAAAAAAAAAGAGAGAACGAGACUCCUGCAUUUGGUGGAACCAUGACUCCACCAGGGCCUUUCUGAGCAGAUCAGUACUGGGCUGUAGAUGAUGGGGUUCUUACAGUGAAGAGUGUGGUAUGUUUGCAAGGAUAUUUACUCCAGUUUGCCUCUCAGUUUUGUACUAAGCAAGAGGAUUACUGCAUGGUCUGGGUUCUUAUGUUGGUCUUUUAUGAUAGGCCCUCAUGCUAAGGUCACUUCUUUAGUAUACCACUACAAUACACCACAACCUUUCUUCAGGGACAGAGAAGUAUUGUCUGAGAGGACUUAAGGGUGGGCCAUUUCAUACAUCAGAAAUUGCCUUUUCAGAGGACAUAACAAGAGUUUCCUUCUGCAGUUUCCAUUUCUGCCUCCUACUGCAGUCAGUAUCUCAGUACUUAAGACAUCUGCAGCCUUCUUCCAACACAAUGAUCAACAGGCACUGUGGCAUCACUGCAUUUGUUAAAGUAGGGCCUGAGACUUAAAACCACCUUUGUGGUUUAAGAAUGCAAAGAAUUCACACAGUAUACCUUCUGAACUAUUUAAUUUGCUUUAAAGUUGAAUGGCAGACCUGCUCUCAUGUACAAUCACUGUAUAAGAUGAUUCAUAGCAGUAUUCCCUGUUAGCAGACUGAGUGUGUAUGUGUAUUUUUUUGUUUCUUGAUAAAGACUGUUUGGUUUCCUUAACACUAAUAAAAAUUGAUGAAUAGAUAAA